Molecule: messenger RNA, 1842 nt
Organism: Aspergillus pseudonomiae
Lineage: Eukaryota; Fungi; Ascomycota; Eurotiomycetes; Eurotiales; Aspergillaceae
Product: transient receptor potential ion channel family protein
Exons: 4
Coding region: 1-1842 (613 amino acids)
Biological process (GO): fungal-type cell wall biogenesis; transmembrane transport
Source: RefSeq, a predicted model, not a curated record
AUGCGGUUCCUGAUAUGCCUAAGCAGAGGCAUUCUUGGUAUUCUUUACACUGCUCAAUUCAUAAGCGCUCUCCAAAUACUCGAGUCCACUGCCCUCAUUCCAUGCUCUGAUAAUAGUGUUAUCAACACCAACUUGUUUAGGAUGGCGUUGACACCCGAGAACAACAGUCUUAUGGUCGAGUAUGACGGCGAGAUCACCUUCUCGGGGAUGGCCAUGUUGGAUGUGGACGUGCUGGCCUAUGGGUACAGCUUCCUGACCAUGCGGCUAGAUCUAUGCGACUAUGAUUUGUCCGGAUUCGGUCCCAUGAUACCGCAAAACCUGACCGUGCCGUAUGCAAGUUUGACUUUGUCAGUUAUUGCCUACACUAUUCCUGAUCUGGAUGCCGUUGUUCGAGUCAACAUGAUAUCUAACUCGACAAAUCGAAGUGUCACUUGUAUUGAGGCCUGUGUGAUCAAGAGUAGUACAGUCUACCUAGCCGCGGUUGGCUGGACACUUGCCGUUAUCAUCGGACUCGGCCUCUUUGGGAGCAUAAUGCCCUCGGCUCUCAGCUAUCUCAGCAUCUCAAACCAGAUUUCAUUCCGCACGUCUCUCCUGCUGAACUUCAUGCAAGGUCAAGCCAUGGUGGGCCUCAAUGCGAUGGAGUUCAAGCCAAUGAUACAAAAUUGGAUCCAGAAUUUUCAAUGGACCAUGAGCAUAGUACAUGCAGACUUUUUGGAUACUAUCACGACUUGGUUCCAGCGGUCAACAGGAGGAACACCUUCAACCUUAUAUUCCGAAGCUAGCACUAUUUCAAUCGGCCUCCUCAAACGUUCCGAAGAAGCACUGAUAGGGAGAAGCGUGCCAGCAUCAGGUGAUGGAGCGGAAGUCCUCCUCCAUGGCAUCAUUCACAUGGGAUACCGUGCAGGCCUUGAGUCCACCAACAUCUUUAUGACCGGACAUCUGGUCUUUCGCUUUAUCGCCAUGGUCAUGCUCCGGGCUAUCAUCGCCCUCAAGCUCGGUCUAUCCGUAGUUCUGAAAAAGACCCAGUGCACAAAGUCCGGCUGUUCCUUUGCUACCCUGGCUGACUGGCAGCACUUUAUUAGAGGCAGUCUUUGCCAAAUCGCGUGUCUUGGCUACCCGCAAAUAUAUGUUUUUACCAUGUGGGAACUGUGGCAGCAGGACUCGGCGGCCGAAGUCCUGCUCGCUAUUACGCUAUGGCUCGCCACGACUGUGAUUCUUGGUCAUGCAACGUUUAGGGUCCUCCAACAUUCACGCACAGCGAGAAGGUCAAAUGAACCUCUGAUGUGCUCGCUUCAUUUUGAUUCACCCUGCCUGGCCAAAUGGGGCCAUCUGUAUGCCCAUUACAGGGCCCAUGCAUUCUACUUCAUCAUCCCGCUACUACUCUACACAGUCUUGAAAGGGAUGACUAUCGAGGUCGCCCAACAGAACCCUAUAGCGCAGGUUAUAGUUCUUCUUAUUUUGGAGGCUGGACUUCUGAUUGGUACCGCAACUGUCCGGCCAUAUAUGGGGAAAAAGGCCAAUGUAUUCGCCACCACUGCUGCUGCCAUCAAUCUUGUCAAUGUCAUCUUCUGCGUGGUCUUUACUAAUAUCUUUGAUCAGCCGGAUCUCAUGACAGGCAUCGUGGCCCUCUUCUCCUUCCUCAACGCGGUAUUUACCCUCGUACUCGUCAUCUUCUUGCUCACUGGCAUUGUCUACACCUGCUGGGUGAGCCAAUCCCAGCCUAUGAAGUAUCAACUGGGAGUCUGGGACAGAUUAGAGAAACUUUUAUCGUACCAGCUUACUGCAAUCGGACCAACUAUUCGGCUUCCCGGUAUAUAUCUAGUGGGAAUUAGCCCAACUUGA